This is a messenger RNA of Bubalus bubalis (water buffalo), 2112 nucleotides long. RefSeq names its product bridging integrator 2 (gene BIN2). Lineage: Eukaryota; Metazoa; Chordata; Mammalia; Artiodactyla; Bovidae. The coding region runs from base 95 to 1654 and encodes 519 amino acids. Gene Ontology annotation, biological process: phagocytosis, engulfment; podosome assembly; plasma membrane tubulation. The transcript is spliced from 12 exons. The record is from RefSeq and is a predicted model, not a curated record. Gene Ontology annotation, molecular function: protein binding; phospholipid binding. Gene Ontology annotation, cellular component: plasma membrane; cytoplasm; phagocytic cup.
GAGGCAUGACGGGAACGCACUUCCUCCUCUGGGGGCCUCGAGAAAACCACAGGGCGCCGGGCCAGGGCAGGCCGCCCCCGGGGGAGUUGGCAGGAUGGCCGAGGGCCGGGCGGGCGGCGCUGCCGGCCUCUUCGCCAAGCAGGUGCAGAAGAAGUUCAGCAGAGCCCAAGAAAAGGUACUGCAGAAGUUGGGGAAAACUGUGGAGACCAAAGAUGAACGGUUUGAACAAAGUGCCAGUAAUUUCCACCAACAACAGGCAGAAGGUCAUAAGCUAUACAAGGACCUGAAGAACUUCCUCAGUGCCGUCAAAGUGAUGCAUGAAAGUUCAAAGAGAGUGUCAGAAACCCUGCAGGAGAUCUACAGCAGCAAGUGGGACGGUCAUGAGGAGCUGAAGGCCAUCGUGGCGAAUAAUGAUCUCCUUUGGGAAGACUAUGAAGAAAAACUAGCUGACCAGGUUUUGCGGACCAUGGAAAACUAUGUGGCCCAGUUCAGUGAGAUUAAGGAAAGAAUCGCCAAGCGGGGCCGGAAGCUCGUGGACUACGACAGUGCCCGACAUCACCUGGAGGCGGUACAGAAUGCCAAGAAGAAAGAUGAGGCCAAGACAGCCAAGGCAGAGGAAGAGUUCAACAAAGCCCAGGUUGUGUUUGAAGAUCUGAACCAGGAACUACUAGAGGAGCUGCCUGUCCUUUAUAACAGUCGUAUUGGCUGUUAUGUGACCAUCUUCCAAAACAUUUCCAACCUGAGGGACGUCUUCUACAGGGAAAUGAGCAAGCUGAACCACAAUCUCUACGAGGUGAUGAGCAAACUGGAGAAGCAACAUUCCGACAAAGUCUUUGUGGUGAAGGGACUCUCAAGCAGCAACAGACGCUCUUUAGUCAUCUCUCCCCCAGUUCGAACAUCUACAGUCUCCAGCCCUGUAACCUCACCUACCAGUCCUUCUGCACUUUCCUUGAAGAGUGAGAAGGACUCCAGCUCAGCAAGUGAAGAAGAGCUGGCAUCUGAUUCAUCCCAGGGAGAAGACAACUCUGAGAUUAAAGAAGAGCCCUUAAAAGACAAGGAAACAGAGGAAGAGGCCGAGACAAGCUCCUCUGAGGAAGAAGAGCCUCUGCCAGCCUGCAAUGGCCCCACCCAGUCCCAGCCCUCACCCCUCACUGAGGACAGAGAGUCCCAGGAGGAAGUUUUCCCUUGCCCCCCAGCUCCAUCACCAGCCAGAGCUCUGACCCCUUCAGAGCAGGCUUCAUCUUCCUCAGUAGUAGUCCUCCGAACUCGUACGUCAAGCGAAGGAUCUGAAGAGCUAAAGAAGAGAGUCUCUGUGCAGAGGGCUUCAGCACCACCUAGCAGGCCUCCGCCACCCAGAGCCACUCCCAGUCCCAGGGGCUCCUUAGGGAACAUGCCCUCCAGCCCUCCAGCCUCACCCACUGGCCCUCGGGCCUCCUCAGAGGCCUCUCCUGACCUGCAGCCACCGGAGAAGCCAGUAAGAGAAAAGGAAAACACCGACAAUCUGAACCCAGAAGAACUUUGUACUUCCCCUACUUUGAUGAACUCUCAGAACCAAAGUCUUCAGCUUCAUGGCUCUGCAGUUCCAGAAGAGAGCAAUGUCAUAGCACCUGAGCCCGAAGAAGAGGUGUCUAUCAUUGAAAGUGCGCAACUCUGAAGAGGAACUGCCAGGACCUCCCCACACACCUCCCCAGAGAAACUCCUCAGCUAGAGGAUGUAGGUCAGAGGGACUAACAAUCCAGUAUUCAUUUCUGGUUUCUCAAACUGAACCCUGGCUGUCCCUUAAGACCUAGCAUUAAUGGAGGCUGAGGAGCAGACUUAGGGGAGGGAGGGAGGCAGGCUUGGGAGAAGAGACUGUUGGACUUGGAAUAUUUAAUUCAGGUUUUAGCAUUUUUAGAGUACUAAGACCUUAUAUACUAAUUAAGUGGGGCUAAAAUUAUAGUGAGACUAUAAAAAGCAAAAACAUCUGUAGACAUAGACAUCUGUCUUCAUACAGACAUAUAACCACAUAUACUCAGAGACUCAUAUACAGAUCUUUGAUUUACCACUCAUUUUGCAGGACUUAAAACCAAAAGAACAGAUUUUCAGAUUGAUAAAUAAAGUAUUAUUCUGAUG